Molecule: messenger RNA, 730 nt
Organism: Acanthoscelides obtectus
Lineage: Eukaryota; Metazoa; Arthropoda; Insecta; Coleoptera; Chrysomelidae
Source: the annotation of a GenBank genome assembly
GCAUAACCCCUCCAAACUUACCCAACGUUGCACCUCUGGGCAACAAACGAUAAACUUACGAGUAUUCUAGCAGCCUGAUUUUAGUUUAAUUACAUUGAUAUGGUUGACGGUUCAACAGAUAUGUAAAUUCACAUAAACAAUAAUCGCUGCUGGUCACUCACUAUUAAAAUGAACCAAAGUGACAUUAGUAACCAUAGUUCGCAUUAUAGCAAAAAGUUGCUCAAGUUUAGUCAUUUCUACUGGAGUUCGGACAGCGAGGACUAUUUUUCCAAUGCGCGCAACACCGAUUGGGCAUCAGUACUACUGGUACCACUUCUGGCUACCGUCAUCUUGGCUGUAACUGUCUUCCUAUUGGUCGUAUUCAGGCAAAACCCUACGUUCGUGAUAAGCACUGUAGCGGGAUGUCUCAUAUUCAUCACUAUUUAUUUGGUACUGACAGCCAUGGAAACUAGCAGGCAGUUUUUAGAGUAAAAUGGUUCUGUAUUUAUAUGGAUCUUUAAAAGAUGAUAUUUCUACCUGUCUAUACUGAAACAAGAUGUGUCAUAUUCAUCACUAUUUAUUUAGCACUGCUACUAGCAAGUCGUUUUUAGAAUAGAAUAUUUUUGUAUUUAUACAGUUUUGGAUCUUUGAAUUGUUAUUGCAAUAUAUUUCUUGAACUUGGACCUUUACAUUUUGGUAUAUGUAUAUGACUACCUCCUUGACUAUUUUAUUGAAUAAAGAAUGGAAAAAC